This is a messenger RNA of Eimeria tenella, 591 nucleotides long. RefSeq lists its product as uncharacterized. The transcript has 4 exons. The record is from RefSeq and is a predicted model, not a curated record. Lineage: Eukaryota; Apicomplexa; Conoidasida; Eucoccidiorida; Eimeriidae. Bases 1 to 591 code for a protein of 196 amino acids.
AUGACUUGUCGUGUUGUAAGCAAGUUCCAAGGCCAGAAGCAAACGCUCCCACUCGCGUUCGUCAGAUUGGAUGUAGGAACGAAGCAUCUGCUCGAGUGUGCGGUUAACCCGCUCAGUUUGACCGUCGAUUUGGGGAUGGUAGGACGAGGACAUGCACUGUUUGAUGUUAAAGCGGCUACAGAGUUGGUUCCACAGAUCCGACUGGAAGCGCGGAUCGUGGUCCGGAAUGAAAUGAGCCAUCUUGCUGAGGGCGUCGACCAUCACGAAAAUCGAGUCGUGCCCUGUCGCCGUAAGAGGAAGCUCUGUGAUAAAGUCAAGAUUCACAACUUGAGUAAGGAACUCAAGGAAUUGUGGAACGCAGAUGCGACACAGUCCAUGGACGCAGAUGUGCAGGAUGUCCCGCCUCUGGAUUGGGUUCCGGCGGCGCAGGUGAAGGUGUGGGCGGCAGGCUGCGUCGUCUGGGUCGUCGCGAACGAAUUCCGGCGAGCUCCCUGUAGUUGUCAGGCCGACCAUGAGAGCCAGGAGCCGCGCGCGCUUGUCCUACUGCGUGCAUCAAUGGUGUCGAUGGUGUGUCGUGCGAGCAGGUGUUAG